Messenger RNA from Lathyrus sativus (Indian pea), 963 nucleotides. NCBI's taxonomy places the organism in Eukaryota, Viridiplantae, Streptophyta, Magnoliopsida, Fabales, Fabaceae. The record is from the annotation of a GenBank genome assembly.
AUGAUUGUGAAAUUGUGCUUCCUAGUGAUUUUGGUGAUGACUUUGACAGUUAAAGCCCAACUGAAAACCGGGUUUUAUUCAACUUCAUGUCCAACAGCCGAGUCCAUCGUUCGGUCCACAGUUGUAUCUUACUUCAACAAUGAUCCAACCAUUGCUCCUGCCUUGCUCAGACUUCAUUUCCAUGAUUGCUUUGUCCAAGGCUGCGAUGGAUCCAUAUUGAUUGCAGGGUUCUCCGCAGAAAGGAAUGCAUUGACAAACCUUGGUCUAAGAGGUUUCGAAGUGAUAGACAACGCAAAAUCACAAAUAGAGGCCAUAUGCCCUGGAGUUGUCUCUUGUGCUGACAUCCUAGCAUUAGCAGCCCGUGAUGCUGUCGAUUUGACCGAUGGCCCAAGUUGGUUAGUACCAACAGGAAGGAGAGAUGGAAGGAUUUCUUUAUCGUCUCAAGCCUCAAACUUGCCUUCUCCACUUGAACCUGUUUCUGUCCACAGACAAAAAUUUGCUGCCAAAGGUCUAGAUGAUCAUGACCUUGUUACCUUACUCGGUGCACAUACAAUAGGCCAGACAGAUUGCAGGUUCUUCAGUUAUCGAAUGUACAAUUUCACACCAACUGGCAAUGCUGAUCCUACUAUUAACCAAGCUUUCUUAUCCCAACUUCAAGUAAUAUGUCCGAAAAACGGCGAUGGUCUGAGAAAGGUGGCUUUGGAUAAAGAUACUCCAGCCAAAUUUGAUGUGAGUUUCUUCAAGAAUGUGCGGGAUGGUAAUGCGAUUCUAGAGUCAGACCAGAGGCUGUGGGAAGAUUCUGCUACUAGAAGGGUGGUGCAAAAUUAUGGAGGGAUUAUUAGAGGGUUAUUGGGGAUAAGAUUUGAUUAUGAAUUUCCAAAGGCUAUGAUUAAGUUGAGUAGUGUAGAUGUGAAGACUGGUUAUGAUGGAGAGAUUAGAAAAGUGUGCUCAAAAUUUAAUUGA